GCUCAAUCUGCUCCCUGGGUCCCUGCAGUUCCCCAGGAGGGGAGCACUGGAGACUGGGAAAUGGCAGCUGCUCUUCUGGCAGCAGGAUCCCAGGAAGAAAAUCUGAAAUCAGGCAUGGUGGGGUCUGCCUGUAAUCCAGUUACUAGGGAGGCUAAGGUAGGAGUAUUGCUUGAGCCUAAGAAUUUUGGGCCAGUGUGUGGCACAGUGAGACCAAUAUGUACGUACAUACAUACAUACAUACAUACACUCACAUAUAUAUAUAUAUACUUUGCAUACACAUGUGUGUGUGUGAAAUCCUGGAAAAGGUAGGAAAAGAGGAGCCAGUGAAAGCUUGGAAGAGCAUAGACAGAAUGCUGUAGCUUGUGGAACUUUCAGAGAAGAGAUACGCGAGGAGCCGGAAAGAGAACGUAAGUCCUGAGCCCACCUGUGGAGAGAUAGCAGGGUUGGCUGUAGGGCCUUUUCCUGAACGCUUACUGGGUGCAUUCCUUUCUGCGCCCUUUACUUAUGGUGAAUAAUGUAAGACCAACUCGGCCAUCCCGUCUUGUCUCAAGAACUCCGGGGCAGUGAGAGAUGGAGGCAUUUGCAUAUACCGUUCGUAGGUGGCAGAACUGACAGGCGUUUAGCUUCAGGUUUGGGGCCUAAUCACUGAAGAGCUGUCACAGCGUAUCGGGGAGACAAUCGUGUUUUGUUCAUAUCAUGUUGUGUUGACAGACAAGGGAAGGUCAAGUGGAGGAGGCUGUGGUACAGUCUACAGGAAAGAAUGAGGCAGGGCCUGGUCACCAUCAAGGACGUGUCACUGUGCUUCUCCCAGGAGGAGUGGCGGAGCCUGGACCCCUCUCAGACAGACUUUUACGGAGAAUACGUCAUGCAGGAAAACUGCGGGAUCGUCGUGUCCCUGAGGUUUCCGAUUCCCAAACUGGACAUGCUUUCCCAACUAGAGGGGGGAGAAGAACAGUGGGUCCCUGAACCCCAGGACUUAGAAGGGAGGGACAUCCUGAAGGUCACAUAUACAGGAGACGGAAGUGAACAUGAGGGAGAUACUCCUGGUCUUGAGGCGGAGCCUCCCAGAAUUGUUUCCAGUGUGUCUGAAGACACCACUGUCUGGAACACAGGGCAGGGUCAGCCGUGGGAGUGCUCCAGAGGACCGCUCCUAAGCCCACCUUGUCUUCAGGAAGACAGCGCCUCACACCUUCUGUGUAGCCCGGAGAUGGAUUCUCUCUUAAAGCCCCAUACAUGCCCUCAGUGUGGGAAGCAGUUUGUGUGGGGCUCCCACCUGGCCAGGCAUCAGCAAACGCACACAGGCGAGAGGCCCUACAGCUGCCUCAAGUGUGAGAAAAGCUUUGGGCGGAGGCAUCACCUCAUCAGGCACCAGAAAACCCACCUGCAUGACAAGCCAAGCAGGUGCUCCGAGUGUGGCAAGAAUUUUCGGUGCAGCGCCCACCUGGCCAGCCACCAGAGAGUGCAUGCGGAGGGCAGGUCGCCCUGCCAGGGCCAAGAGGCCGGCGAGAGCUCCGGGGCUCAGAAGCCGCAGCCAGCCCCGCCCGUGCCAAGGCGCCACGUGUGCACCGAGUGCGGGAAGAGCUUUGGCCGCAGGCACCACCUGGUGAGACACUGGCUCACCCACACCGGGGAGAAGCCCUUCCACUGCCCUCGCUGUGAGAAGAGCUUCGGCCGCAAGCACCACCUGGACAGGCACCUGCUGACCCACCAGGGACAGAGUGCCAGGAGCGCCUGGGACAGAGGGGUGUCUGUCUUCUGAAAUCCGCCUCUGGGGAGCCAUGGUCAAAUCUGUCAGCUGGUGCUACCAGCAGCCACUGCCACAGCUGCCCCUCCCCUGUGCCCUGACGGCCAGGACAUUUGUCACCAGUUCUGUGAGACAACAUAAGGAAAAAGAGGUCUUGGGGCAAACUUUUUGGCAGCAGUGCAAAGUCUGUGUGUGGCUAUUCGGCUGAACCCGCUCUGAAGGGUACAGUGGAGCCCGCAGUGACGGUUGAGGUCCGUUCUCAUUGGUUGGGGGUCUGUGCUGUACCGGUUCCUAAAUAUUUACGAAUCACCCUGUGUGCUGAUCAUAUUCUCUACAGAGAAAGUGAAAGGGGCCAUGCUAGUGUAGCGAGGGUUCUGAGAACCUCUGCGGCCCAUUAGUGUCAAGUGAAAGCAUCGGGGCUAGACAGUCUCGUGCAGGUCUGUCUCCUUUGCCCAUGAUUACAGGCCUUUUGCCCCUACCUCUGAAAAAUGUAGUGAUCAUUCACUCCUAUUCCCCUCAUCCUGCAUACACACACACGCACUCAAACACACACGCAUACCACAUACAAACACGCACACACACAGCUGGGAUCAGGUUACAAAGCUAGAGGAUUGACUUUACACCCCCAAGUAACACAGGCCCACACGGGAGGAAAAACCAUCCCCUUGAGCAGAGCAGAGCCGUCUCCUGUCUGUGGCUUUCUGUCUGUGUAUGUGUGUGCAGGGUCUUUGAGGAGACCAUGCUCAGUGCAAACUGUACAGGCUAGAUUUUCUAGGAAUUGUGCUGUAGGGAUAAGGGUAGUUGGGAUGGUGCGGGUUUUUGGUUUUGUUUAAAAGCAUUCUGAGCGGUAAAGGGAGGCAUGGUGGAAAGGUGUGAAGGUGGCCUAGGGUUGUGUACAAAGUCCUCGGUGUUCCCGGGAUGUAGACAGUUGUGGGUUUGUGUAUCUAGCUCUGGGUCUCUGGGAUGACAGUUGUUUUUCCCUGCAGAGACAGCGUUGUUCGUUGGCCUCAAACGAGGUGACGGUGGUUCGUGCUGCGUGGGGUUCUGUCUUGUUUUGUUUUAAGUGCUAGAAAAUUAGGACGGGAAUCACAGCGUGGCGAGUUACUCUCAUCAUUCUUGUUUGACUUUCAAAGCUUCAUCAGAGGGAAGAACCGCUGUUGCGCAAAGAGAACUUUAGGGGAGAAGGCUGUAGCUUAGCUUGCCGGCUGUGAGGGUAGUGAGCUUUCUGGUGUUCCUCCUGGCUCUGGGAAGGGCCUCACCCGGAAGACUCCUGGCUCUAAGGUUAGCUGCCUGCACCGGGGCUCAUUCAAUUGGUUCGUGAGUUGAUCUAUUUUUCGUUUGUUCGUUUGUUUGUGACGGUGUUAAUACCAAUCUUACAACUUAACUAUUUAAGGGAAGUUUGGAGUUAGGGAGGAGGAGAACGUGAAAGUGGGUAUUUUUCUUUUCAAGGCUCCUGCUGUUUUCCCCCCAAGAUAUUCAUUUCUGGGAUGUAGUUGGAAUAUUCAUUUCUGGGACAUAGUUGGAAUAUUCAUUUCUGGGACAUCCUUGGAAUAUUCAUUUCUGGGACAUCCUUGGAAUUAUCCAGAGAAGCCAACGGAAGUGAUUUGCAGCACUAGUCAAUGAGGGCCCUGCUCAGGAAAACCUGGGUGAAUCAGACAGAGCGCUUGGGCCCUGGGCUCACGAGGAAUUGAAAUAGAAUCAUUUUGCUGACUAGGCCUUUUGGUUAUUUGAGCAGCCCAGCCUCCAACUCACCUCUGCCGCUGAGAAUAGCCUUCCUUCUUGAACUGGGCUGCACUCUCUUGCUUAUGUUAUGAUGAAUUAAGCAAAACCAGGCAGCCCUUUGCAAGCAGGCCUUAUCCUAGACACCCCCCCCAAAAAAAGAGAGGCUUAUUUUAGAAUCAGUAUUAAGAGAAUGAGAAAAUUUUCCAACUUUAAUAGAAAUAUUUAAGGGAAGUCAGUUCUGUGCCAAGCCCUCUGUAGCAGAGCAUGCUUCAGAUUACAGAUCCCUUGAGAAUCUGAUGGAAACCAGAAUUUACUUUGCAGAAAAGUAGAUCUUUACGUUGGCUCAUUUUCAUACGCAUUAAGUGGACUCAGAGCCUGCCUGUGGAAAUGAUAAACUGAAGCAAACGGGAAAAGGUGUUCUGCGUCUCCGCCCUUAAUUCCAGCGCUGGGGAGGCAGAGGCAGAGGCAGGCAGAGGCAGGCAGAGGCAGAUGGAUCUGUAAAGUCCUGGAUGAGCCAGGGCAAUGUUGUGAAAUCCUGUCUAAAAAAACAGAAGGAAUUUAUCCUGUUGGAUUCUGGGUGCUGUACAGAUGCCCGUGUCAAGAACUGCAAGCAAGAUCCAUUCAACAUUUUAAGGACUGAAAUGCCAGAAAGCACCACGGGGUGAGGACAGCGCCUGGUCUGCUGCGACGUUGCUUAUGCUGUGCUCUGGAUUAGGAGCGUGGACGCGCUCACAGCUCAGCUCACAAACCUGGGUUCUAGGACUUGUGGGCGUCCUCUCCUACCUAUCAGAUACCUCUUAAAAACUCCAGUUAACCUCCAGCCUUUUAUCUGCUUUAGUAAUUGCAGGGAUGGAAAGGGCAGGUGCGAUCACAGCACCCAGCUGGAAGGCAGCACCGAGUUUCAGGGCUUUUCGCAGAAGGAACAGCCCUUUGGCUCAUUUCUGAUGUAUCAUUAUCUUUUCUACCUCGGUCCAAUACCACCUCCUUUGGACAAAUAAUAAAACAAGCAACAGCCAUCCAA
Messenger RNA from Meriones unguiculatus (Mongolian gerbil), 4487 nucleotides. It is a transcript of the gene Znf641, whose product is annotated as zinc finger protein 641. The record is from RefSeq and is a predicted model, not a curated record. Gene Ontology annotation, cellular component: nucleus; nucleoplasm. Lineage: Eukaryota; Metazoa; Chordata; Mammalia; Rodentia; Muridae. The coding region runs from base 761 to 1759 and encodes 332 amino acids. Gene Ontology annotation, molecular function: DNA-binding transcription repressor activity, RNA polymerase II-specific; DNA-binding transcription activator activity, RNA polymerase II-specific; RNA polymerase II cis-regulatory region sequence-specific DNA binding. Gene Ontology annotation, biological process: negative regulation of transcription by RNA polymerase II. The transcript is spliced from 5 exons.